Penaeus monodon (black tiger shrimp) is the source of this 450-nucleotide messenger RNA. RefSeq lists its product as uncharacterized. Bases 1 to 450 code for a protein of 149 amino acids. The record is from RefSeq and is a predicted model, not a curated record. Gene Ontology annotation, molecular function: nucleic acid binding. Lineage: Eukaryota; Metazoa; Arthropoda; Malacostraca; Decapoda; Penaeidae. The transcript has 3 exons.
AUGCUGAUGUUUCUACAGACACCAUUCGUCCAUAUCUACCUCAGAAAUAUCGACUUGCCAUCUUCAAGCGACUCCAUGACAUCUCCUAUACUGUGUGCGUGCAUCACAGCAUCUGACCUCGAGAUUCAUCUGGACUGGUAUCAACAAAGAUUUACCUCUAAAUUCAACUAUGUUCAUGUUGAUCUUUUUGGUCCCCUGCCCUACUCCAAUGGAUACAGGUAUAUUCUCACCUGCAUUGACAGAUUUACUAGAUGGCCAGAGGCAAUUCCUCUUGCUGACAUUCAUGCUGAUACUGUAGCACGAGCCUUUAUUGCUGGCAUCAGGAGCUCCCUCAUAUCAGACCUUGGCUCCACUUCUGUUAAGCUUGUUAUGGAACAUCAGUCCGGCUACCUAGUGAAUUACUCUGCAGUUCCACUAGCUCCAUUACCAACCCUACCCAAGAUUAUGUAG